Messenger RNA from Clarias gariepinus (North African catfish), 3297 nucleotides. It is a transcript of the gene paxbp1, whose product is annotated as PAX3 and PAX7 binding protein 1. Bases 107 to 2806 code for a protein of 899 amino acids. The transcript is spliced from 18 exons. Gene Ontology annotation, biological process: mRNA splicing, via spliceosome; positive regulation of transcription by RNA polymerase II. The record is from RefSeq and is a predicted model, not a curated record. Lineage: Eukaryota; Metazoa; Chordata; Actinopteri; Siluriformes; Clariidae. Gene Ontology annotation, cellular component: nucleus. Gene Ontology annotation, molecular function: DNA binding.
ACAGGGAAGAUGGUGGACUUUAGCGAACCGUUUCGGCUUGUUUUUGGCGCCUUGCAGAAAUAAUUCGUAGUAACUUUCACGCAGGUGUAUUUUUUUCUGCGUCGCAAUGUUUAAGAAAGCGAAACGGUGCAAUUUCAGGCGCCGGAACGAUUCCGACGACGAGGAGAAAGAGUUGGGUCAGGACGAGCCGAGCGAGGAGGCGCAGCAGCCAUGCGGGCCCGGCGGGGACAGCUCACAUACACCCGCCGCCGAAACCCUCUCAACCGCACCGCAUACUCUCAACAGCCAUGGAAAUGGAGUACAGGCGGGAGCCGUGAAGCUUCUCAAAGACAAGAAAAAGAAGAAGGAAGCCCGAGAUGAACCGAAAGCCAGUUUACUCAGCUUCAACGAUGAAGAAGAGGACACUGAAGUGUUCAGAGUGAAGAAAUCCAAUCACAGUAAGAAGAUCGUCAAACAACUCAAGAAGGAAUACAGAGAGGAAAAGAUCCAUGUUGUGCAAGAACACCCACGCCACGAUGGUGUUCAGUGUCUGUCUGGAGUGAGUGUUAAGGAGGAGGCAGUGGAUAGCAGAGGCAGCAGUGAACAAGGUGAAGGUGAGAUGGAGGUGGACAGUAAUGAUGAACAGGAUGAAGAAACUGAAAACCGGCAGGGAGGAAACUUCUCUCAGGCCCUGUCUGCUCUCAGCUCCCUCAGACCAGGUGAGAUCCCAGACGCAGCCUUCAUUCACGCAGCCCGUAAGCGCAGGCAGAUGGCACGAGAACUUGGAGGCGAGCCUCCGCUUGUGGAGGCCGAGGCGUCAAAUAAGCGGCUGGUCCAUGAAGACGAACAAGGUGGAAGUGACGAUGAAGAUGAGAAGAGGAUUGUGUUCAGCGGCGUCAAGCAGAAGACUCAGCGUCAGAAAAUAGCUGAAGAAAUUGGUAUUGAGUGCAGCGAUGAUGAGGCCUUAAAUACUGAAGGUAAUGAUGAGGAAGUCAGUCGCUGGGAGCAGGAGCAGAUCCGGAAAGGCAUUAGCAUUCCUCAGGUCCAAACCAGUCAGCCAGAGGAUGCGAGCAUGUAUUACCAAACUGGCUAUGAGAACCACCAGUAUGCUGCAUCAUAUAGCAUGCCAUACGGAUACGCAGCACUCGGCCCAGAAAGUGUAAAGCCUGUGAAAGCGGAGAACACUGUGCCCUACCCAAUUCCCAGCAGCAGCCUUAAUCCCAUCACUACUGCUCUGGUAAAGAAACGGCUCAUGGACAGGCUGAGCUCGAUGCGUCAGGGUCGCGAUGCCAGCGCCCGGCGCUACGAGCAGAUCCAAGAAGAGCUGCAGGCUUCGGAUAAUAGCAUCCUGCAGCUGGAGGAUUCCUCACAGCAUGCCGCUGAGCAGUAUAAAUUCUUGCAAGAAAUGCGAGGGUAUGUCCGAGACUUGCUUGAGUGUUUCAGCGAAAAGGUGCCUGCUGUUCUGGAGCUAGAGGCUGCAAUGCACCAGUUACUAAGGCAACGGGCGGUGCGGCGAGUCCAGAGAAGACAGGAUGAUAUUAAAGAUGAAUCAGCGGAGUUUUCGAGCCUUUCAAGUAAAGCCGUUAUGGCCCCAAAUAUGGACCCCUUUGGCCGAGAUCGUGCAGCCUAUCAGGAGCUUAGCAGACAGAGGAGGGUAGCAGAGCGUGAGGCCAGGAGAGCUCGGCGCAGACAGGCUCGAGAACAGAGUGGGGCAAGAGCUGAGCACAAGGAGGGACUGUCAAGUGAUGAUGAAGAGACAUCGACUGAUAUAACAAGCUUUAACCUAGAGAAAGAUCGUAUACUAAGAGAAUCGAAAAAAGUGUUUGAGGAUGUCGUAGACGAUUUCCAUUCCUUAAACUGCAUCAAAACACGGUUUGAAGUGUGGAAAAAACUUUACUUCACGUGCUACAGAGACGCUUACAUCGGCCUAUGCCUCCCAAGACUUUUCAACCCCCUGAUCAGACUGCAGCUAAUCCCAUGGUCGCCUUUGGAGGAGGACUGCCCGAACUUUGAGUACAUGCUAUGGUUUGAGACACUGCUGUUCUAUGGCUAUGAGGAGCAGAGCACUGAGCACCAGGAGGACAUUGACAGUAGUCUCUUACCUGCUAUCGUUGAAAGGGUGGUACUCCCCAAACUUGCAGUGCUAGCAGAGCAGGUGUGGGAUCCCUUGUCCCACAGUGAGACAUACAGGCUGGUGGCCUUCAUGCGGCGACUAAUAAAGGGUUACCCUACCAUUUUACACGGAGACAACCGCAACACACAGGAGCUGCUGAGGACAAUUGUUCUACGCACAAGACGGACAUUGGACGAGGACAUUUUCAUGCCACUGUUUCCUAAAAAUGUCAUGGAAAACAAGAACUCCAGUCCUUAUCUGUUUUUCCAACGGCAGUUCUGGUCCUGUGUAAAGCUUCUGAGAAACAUUCUGCAGUGGGAUGGCAUCUUAUCUCUGAACAGUUUAAAGGAGCUUGCUAUUGACAGCACACUGAACCGCUAUAUUCUCUCAGCCUUGCAGUCCACAGAUGUUGGAGAGGACAGUGUGGAGAAAUGCAGGAAGGUGUUGGAGUGUUUUCCUGUGCAGUGGUUCAGCAGUUUAAAAGGCCAACAGACUCUGCCACAGUUGGAGAAUUUAUGCCGCUACAUGAAGCACAUGGCCAGUUCACUGUAUCGUAGCAGCCUGACAGCUACUGAUCUGGACAAAAGGAUAGCAAGGGAGCACAUUAAGGAGGUGGUGAAGCUUCUAGGUCGACUUAAUGCUUUGGAUCAUGUAAUUGCUGUCGCCUCUGAGCAUGGAAUUAAAGACAUUAAGACUUUGCUGGAGAAUAAAUGAAAGAACUUGACCAUCCCUGAUUGAAGAUGUCUCAGGAUUGGUUCUCAGGGUGCACUGUGUAUAAAUUGUACAUACUGUACAUAUCUGUGCUUCAGAAAAUAGUUUUUUGAUGUGUUUUCAACUUUCCAAGGUGGAAUCUGCUCCGGUGUUCAGGUGGACAUACAUAAGAAUGAAUAACUUCACAAAGUUUGGAGGUUGACUUUAAUCUGCCGUGUACUCUAAGUUCAUAACUUGGCUUUUUUAUCCAUUUCAGUGGCAGAGACCCAGAUUUUAUUUUGUUUCAGUGACUCACCAACUUUUUAAUCAUGUCAGUAAAUUAUAUUUACCUGCUACGGUUUGAUUGGAUGCAGUUUGGCUGUAAUAAUAGUACUUAAUUCUUUUGACUGCAUGACAAACAUAAAUCUUAGUUCACCUCGGUUUAAAAUUUCUAAUAUUUUGUGCAUUUUUCCCCCCAGUGUUUUAUUAACCUGAAUAAAAAAAUUCUGUUGAAA